ACGGUGUGAAAGUCUGCCUCAAUCCGUUGCUUCGGGACGAGGAAUGCGUCAUAAUACUAGGACGAAAGGGUGAUGUGACAUACAAGUCUCCCGAGCUAAGCCUGACCAACGUGACGUUUCUCAACAGAACAAAUUUACGCGUUAAAACUACUCCCUGGAAACAACAAGGCAACACAUCGGUGAUCCGCCUCCAGCCGGUGGUCGGUGUUCCCAUCUACACGCUCCGGCUCGAGGGUGACGGCAACAACAAGAAUAGCAACUGCAACACUGUAUUCCUUACGGGUGACACGGAGGAAUCAUUUGGCGAAGUUGUCUUCACGGUACACUGGCACCAACAAGUCGACCCGGGCUGCACCUACAGGGUCUGGUUCAUGGCGAAGGAUGAAUGUCAAGAAGAUAUGGUCUACACUUACGACAUGAAUCUGUCGGAGCUGCAAUACAUACAGCCUAGCGAUGAGACAAUAGUGUUGGAGGGGCCCAAGGACAGGAUAAUCUUUCUGGUGGCAGCGGGGGCGGCGGCCUCGUUUAUCUUGAUUGCUGUGGCGCUGCUGUUUGUCUUCACUUAUCAGACCAAGAAGUAUCGACGAAUUUCAGGUGAACCACAAAGGCCGACGCCAGUGACAGGGCGCGAGGUGGCCCCCAGCCCCCGGCCCGCCGUCCUGCUGGUGUACACGCCAAACCUUCACCCUCAGAUGGCUGCCCUCGCCGCCCGCUUGAAAGAGAUGACGGGACUGCAGAUCGAGGACCUUAACGACGUGGGGGACCAGGACAAGCUGAACGACCCGACGGUGUGGGUGACUCGACGCCUCAUGGACGCCAACACCCGCUUCGUGCUGCCCUGCUCUACCGUCCAUCACGACAGCGAAGAGCUGGAAGAGGGAGGCGCCGUCCACUUUCUCCUUGACCACUUCCUUCAGUACUUGCGUUCAUCCAGGCUUGCCUACGACUACACACGCCUCCAUCUGAUCAGACUUGAAGAUGAGCCCCAUGUCGAGGUGAGGGAUGUGACACCGGGACGUGUGUACCGACUCCCUGCCGACCUGCCUCAGAUGGCCCACAACUUAACCUUGGCCACACCCACCACCAGCACCAGCCCACAGGGUACACUCGAGGAGGCCUGCGAAACAUGAAACAUACGAAGGAUCGGACUCCGGCUGCGUCUCUCCAUACUAACAUAUCACAACACUGACUCCGGAUGCAUAUCUGUCACUGAACGCUCCCCUCAUGUUAUAAUAAAAAAGAUAAAGAAGUACAAAGUCAUUACAUUUGACAUCAAUUUUUGUGCAAUAUAACAAUAUGUGGGGCACAGUGGUUUAAAGUGUUAAAGCGUCAAACCCUGGAAGUGAAGGCCAGGGCGAAGCGUUUUGGACUCGAGAACGGCCAAGUCACGUCAGGAACGGCAUGCGCUCUUAAACCUCCUACCACAACCUCCAAAGAGCGACCCCAUAUAGACAGCGGUAAUUUGGAUAGGUUCCUUAAAUGAUUGUACACACACACACACACACACACACACAC
This is a messenger RNA of Eriocheir sinensis (Chinese mitten crab), 1515 nucleotides long. RefSeq lists its product as uncharacterized. NCBI's taxonomy places the organism in Eukaryota, Metazoa, Arthropoda, Malacostraca, Decapoda, Varunidae. The transcript has 8 exons. Bases 372 to 1130 code for a protein of 252 amino acids. The record is from RefSeq and is a predicted model, not a curated record.